AUGGAGCACGUCCCAUCACUAUCUGAAGUUAUAGCCUAUACAGGGUCUUUCGCUUCGCGGGAUCCGCUGUAUGCCGAGAAUUUCGGACAAAAGUUCCCUCGAUUUUCCUCAUUGCCACUGGAAAUUCGCUUCGUGAUUUGGGAAUAUGUACGACCAGCACCAAGAUACAUCAAGCUGUCUUGCAGAGAAUGCAAGUCGAAAUCCAAGUGGGACAGAGACCCAAGAGGUUGCUGUUUCGCGCAUCCCCUUUACAGUCGUGCACCACCACCAGCCUUGUUACACGUUAACUCCGAGAGUCGUGCGGUAGCCUUGAAAUGUUAUAGCCUCUCAUUUGGUUGGGUAGUCUGCGGUCCGCCCAAAGUCACCUACUUUGAUUGGGAGCGUGAUGGGAUAUUCUGGGACUAUGAUGAAAGUCAUGAUGUUCGUGGACUUAUGACUAUAGGCCAGUUGAAUAAUAUGAGCAAAGUACGUCUGAAGCAUAUCGUCUUCUACGGCCUCGACUCUAAACAUGUUCGAAGUCACUUCUUUACGAGGGCAUCUCUACUACGACUGUACACUGGACUGGAGUCGUCUAUUGAGAUUACUGUUGCGCCGAGAGGGAUUGUCCGGGGAUUCAUUGAGCAAGAUGACGAGGAUUUGAAGCAGGAAAGUCUUAGAGCGAGAGCUAUUCUUUUUUAUGGAGAGGUUGUCAGAUUUCUUACCGAAAUUAGAUUUCAUUACGCGCUUCGACAUAUUCCAUUGGGGUUCUGGUCCUGGGUCUGGGUUGCUACCAUGGCGUUUAUCAUUUGGGAUGUACGGAAAGUGGGGCGGGAUGUUCAAUGUGUACGUUCUUCCGCGAGCUGCUGGAGGCUGGAGGUUAGAAGUGAGUUGGAUAAGAUGAGCUUCUCUGAGCGUAGAGCGCUUUGGAUAAAGUGUGUGAUGUGA
Hymenoscyphus albidus is the source of this 924-nucleotide messenger RNA. Lineage: Eukaryota; Fungi; Ascomycota; Leotiomycetes; Helotiales; Helotiaceae. The record is from the annotation of a GenBank genome assembly.